Messenger RNA from Colletotrichum karsti, 528 nucleotides. RefSeq names its product 37s ribosomal protein s12. Gene Ontology annotation, molecular function: structural constituent of ribosome. Gene Ontology annotation, cellular component: ribosome; small ribosomal subunit. The coding region runs from base 1 to 528 and encodes 175 amino acids. Lineage: Eukaryota; Fungi; Ascomycota; Sordariomycetes; Glomerellales; Glomerellaceae. The transcript is spliced from 2 exons. The record is from RefSeq and is a predicted model, not a curated record. Gene Ontology annotation, biological process: translation.
AUGGCCAGCACUUUUCUCAGAUCCCUCUUCGCUCCGGCGAUGAGGCCAGCGACCUUCCCUCGCGCCGCAUCCCUCCUCGCACCGAAGACCACGCCCCUGAUCCGCCCUUUCUCCUCGACACCCAUCCAGAAUGCCACCAUCGGCCAAGUGCUACGGGGCUGCCACAAGAAGGGCAAGCGCGCCCGCCACACCAUCUCCCCCGCCCUGUCCGAGAUGAACGCCCCCGCCAUGAAGGGCGUCUGCCUCCGUGUCGGUAUCGUCCGCCCGAAGAAGCCCAACUCUGGCCAGCGCAAGACUGCUCGUGUCCGCCUCUCCAACGGUCGCCACAUCACCGCCUACAUCCCCGGAGAGGGCCACAACAUCCAGCAGCACAGUGUCGUUCUCGUCCGCGGCGGCCGCAGUCAAGAUUGUCCCGGUGUGCGAUACCACCUGGUCCGCGGCGCUCUCGAUCUCGGCGGUGUUGGUAGCCGUACCACUUCUCGCUCCAAGUACGGAACCAUGAAGCCCAAGAAGGCUACCGUCAGUUAG